CCCCGAACCAUCUCCCCGAGGCUGCCUGCAGAGGAGUUCGGGCGGCAGCUCGUCCCCGUCUCCAUUUUCAGCCCCAAAUUCUUCCCCAAGACCGGAUGGGGGCGGCUGCUGCUGCGGCGGCUGGAGGAGGAAGAGCGCGAGAUCCUGCAGCGGCUUCAGGCCAACCUGGCUCGGCUCGGGGAGCAGCGCCGGGUCCUGGCCGCCCUCGUGGCCGAGCUGGAGGAGAAGUGCCUGCAGUCGGGUGCCGAGAUGCUCAAGCCCCUUUGCCGUCCAGGCGAGGUGACGCUGGAUCCGGACACGGCUCAUCCCAACCUGGUUUUAUCGGAAGAUCGGAAAAGCGUUCGUUUCGUGGAAGUUCGACCCCGGGAUUUACCCGACACCCCGCGACGUUUCACCAUCUACCCCUGCGUUUUGGCGGCGCAGGGUUUUACCUCCGGCCGUCAUUACUGGGAGGUGGAAGUCGGCGAUAAAACCCACUGGGCUCUCGGCGUUUGUAAGGAUUCGGUGAGUCGGAAAGGGGAAUUAACGCCGUUACCGGAGACGGGAUAUUGGCGGGUACGGCUCUGGAACGGCGAUAAGUACGCGGCCACCACCACCCCCUUCACCCCGCUGACGGUGCGAGUCAAACCCAAGCGGGUGGGGGUCUUCGUGGACUACGAAGCCGGGAAAGUGGCUUUCUAUAACGUUACCGAUCGCUCCCACAUUUACACCUUCACCGAUACUUUCACCGAAAAGAUUUGGCCGCUUUUUUACCCCGGGAUCCGUGCCGGCAGGAAAAACGCGGCGCCUCUCGUUAUCCGUUCGCCUACAGAUUGGGAGUGAGGGGGAGAGCGGCGCCGGCGGGGUUUGGCUCGAUGAUACCCAGCAGCGCCGGGAGCCGGUGCUCCGGCAUAGACGGGCUUUGGCUCUCCGAUACCCGGCACUGCUGGGGUUUGGCUCUCCAAUGUCUGGCACCGCUGGGAUCCGGUGCUCUGGCACCGCCGGGGUUUGGUGGUCCGAUACCUGGCACCGCUGGGAUCCGGCACGCUGGCACCACUGGGGUUUAACUCUCCAACGUCUGGCACCAUCCGGGAUCCGGUGCUCCGGCACCGCCGGGGUUUGGCUCUCUGACAUCUGGCACCAUCGGGAUCCGGUGCUCCGGCACCGCUGGGAUUUGGCUCUCCGACAUCUGGCACCAUCGGGAUCCGGUGCUCCGGCACCGCUGGGAUUUGGCUCUCCGACAUCUGGCACCAUCGGGAUCCGGUGCUCCGGCACCGCUGGGAUUUGGCUCUCCGACAUCUGGCACCAUCGGGAUCCGGUGCUCCGGCACCGCUGGGAUUUGGCUCUCCGACAUCU
Messenger RNA from Aptenodytes forsteri (emperor penguin), 1335 nucleotides. Its product is annotated as E3 ubiquitin-protein ligase TRIM39. The record is from RefSeq and is a predicted model, not a curated record. Gene Ontology annotation, molecular function: protein binding. The annotation marks the transcript as partial. Lineage: Eukaryota; Metazoa; Chordata; Aves; Sphenisciformes; Spheniscidae. The transcript has 3 exons.